Ostreococcus lucimarinus CCE9901 is the source of this 216-nucleotide messenger RNA. RefSeq lists its product with no specific name. The record is from RefSeq and is a predicted model, not a curated record. Gene Ontology annotation, molecular function: heme binding. Gene Ontology annotation, cellular component: membrane; intracellular membrane-bounded organelle. Lineage: Eukaryota; Viridiplantae; Chlorophyta; Mamiellophyceae; Mamiellales; Bathycoccaceae. The annotation marks the transcript as partial. The transcript has a single exon.
AUCUCGCUCGCCGAGGUCGAAAAGCACGUCGCGUACGAUGACCUCUGGCUCGUCAUCGCCGGUAAGGUGUACGACGUGACGGCGUUCAUGGAUGACCAUCCCGGCGGCGGCGAGAUCAUGCUGAACGCCGCGGGAAAGGACGGCACGGACGAUUUCGAGGACGUCGGACACUCGCCGAACGCGUACGAACAGCUGAAGAAGUUCUACAUCGGUGAA